UUCGCCCGAUGUAUUAGUCAUAACCCCGCUGGAUUUCCGUCCAAGAUCCCCGUAAAACUCCCUAAACCCACCCCCAGGAGGCUCCUCUAGCCCAGCUGGGGGAAAAAAAAUCCGGCAGGGUCCGGCUCUCAGCUGAGCCGUGGGAGGACUCUCAGUGGGUGUACCGUGUAAUCGGGCUGGUCCCAGACACUGAGCUCAUGAAUAAUGCAGCUGCCAAACUUUCUGCGCCGCCCUGAGAGUUUUGGGUAACUUUGUUUGGGAUAGUCCGAAAGCAGCCGCCGCUGCCGCCACUACCACGGCGGGAAGUACUCAGCUCUUCAAGAUCCGGACCAUGGGUAUGUGAACGGGAAAGGGGACCCCCUUCCCCUCUUUCUCCCCCGCAAAAGAUCGCUUUUCUGCCCACCCUUUAAGAAAAAUCAGACACUUUUUUUUUUGCGCGCUCGGCCAGGGAAAGGGAGGAAUCUUCGGUCAGGCCUGGGAACCGAACGCUGGCGAGACCCCUCUGGAAACCCCGGCGUUCGAAAUCGGAACGUUCGCGGGAGCGCCAGCGUUCCGAAUCAGAACGUUCAAGCCCCUCGGAAGCUUUCACUCGAGCCUCAGGCCUCCUCUGGAAUUCCGGGCGGCGAGGCUGAGCCCUCCUUUCCUCCCUCCCGUGACAGCCGCGACUGCAGAUCUACCCCCACCUCCCCAACACACACACCAACUAGUCCUUUAAAGGAGCUGCUUUCUUAAGAGGGAAUUGUAACAAAUCUCUGCAGUUGCAGCGGGGAGGGACAGCAAAGAAAAGAAAAAGUUGCAUAACUUUCCGCCGGGGCCUGACUUGGACGUGCUUCAUGUGUACUCUGGAAGAUCCUGCGAGAUAAAAAGUUUUGGGAGGGAGGGGACGGCUGCCUUAGAGCCGCCGGGGCCUCUGGGGAGAAGGGGAAAGGGGAAAAAAAAGGGCGCUCGGAUAAGUUUAGCUUUGGAAGGGUUUGAAGAAGCUUAUCAUCUUCAUCAUUAUUUGCAUCUCGUGUCUCGGAUGACUUUCGGGUCUCUUUUGGACCCUCACUGCAAAAUACUUAUUUUGUGCGACGGGGGUUGGAAACUGGCGAUUUAAGAGGGCGAAACCCCAGAGAUCUGCUCCAGAGACUCGACUUCCCCGCCCCAAGUUCGGGAAAGAAAAGUUCGGGAAAAGGUGGCGAGAAUGAACCCUGCUGGCGUCCCUCCCCCGCCGGGGCAGCAGGUGAUCCAUGUCACGCAGGAUCUGGACACCGACCUGGAGGCUCUCUUCAACUCGGUCAUGAACCCCAAGCCCAGCUCGUGGAGGAAAAAGAUCCUGCCGGAGUCCUUCUUCAAGGAGCCCGACUCGGGUUCCCACUCCCGGCAGUCCAGCACCGACUCCGGCAGCCACCCGCCGCGGCUCAGCAGCGCCGCCGUCGGAGCCCACCACGUCCGCUCGCACUCGUCGCCCGCCUCCCUGCAGCUGGGCGCCGGGGCCGGGGCCACCCCGAGCCAGGCCCAGCAACAUGCCCACCUCCGCCAGCAAUCCUACGACGUGACGGACGAGCUGCCGCUGCCUCCCGGCUGGGAGAUGGCACUCACGCACACGGGCCAGAGAUACUUCCUCAACCAUAUAGAGAAGAUUACGACGUGGCAAGAUCCUCGAAAGACCAUGACCCAGCCAUUGAACCACAUGAGCCAUCAUCCUUCAGCCCCUUCUACCCCUGUAUCGCAGAGAUCCAUGGCAAUGUCACAGCCCAACCUGGUAAUGAAUCACCAGCACCAACCGCAAAUGACACCCAGUACAACUAUAUCCCAGCAGAACCACCCUACCCCAAACCCUCAAGCCGCCUUAUUGAACAUACCGAAUGCCUUGACUUCCCAGCAGCAGCAGCAACAGAAGCUGAGGCUUCAGAGGAUCCAGAUGGAACGAGAGAGGAUUCGCAUGCGCCAGGAGGAACUCAUGCGUCAGGAAGCUGAUUUGUACAGACAACUUCCCAUGGAGUCUGAGAACAUGGCUCCAGUUCAGACUGCUGUGAGCACACCUCCUAACAUGACACAAGACAUGAGGUCUGUUACAAAUAAUGGGUCGGAUCCCUUCCUGAACAGUGGGCCAUACCAUUCCAGGGAGCAGAGCACAGACAGUGGCCUAGGCUUAGGAUGUUACAGCAUACCAACUACACCUGAAGACUACCUCAGCAAUGUAGAUGAGAUGGACACAGGAGAUAAUGUAGCACAGACUCCCCUGAAUAUCAACCCACCACAGACCCGUUUCCCCGACUUCCUUGACUGUCUUCCAGGAACAAACGUUGACCUUGGGACAUUGGAAUCUGAAGACCUGAUCCCCAUCCUCAACGAUGUAGAAUCGGUCCUCAACAAAAACGAGCCCUUUCUCACCUGGCUGUAACUGAUAAUGCAACGUUUUCUUUUCCUCCUAGCAAAACAAAAAAUAAGGGCAGAGCAUCCUCAAGCCUCUCAGUUAGCCAUCCUUGGUGCCUUACCGACGUCUGCGAGACCCUUUUAAUCAGUGAAUCUCGGUCUAGAUUUCACUGACAGUAACUUAAGUAUGAAAUCUAUAGAUAUAUAUAUAUAUAUUUAAAGUAGAACUGCUGAUAUACACAUCUAUAACCUUUCCUCUUUAGUUACAUAUGAGCGGUUCUCUUUGUCUUUUGGUGCAUAGCUGAACUUAACAGCCAUCAGUUACACACAACAAGUUUAGCAAAUAAUAAAAAAAUAAAUCUGACCAGAAGAAGCUUUAGAUUGUAAGAAGGCAGCUUAGUUCCAAAAAUCCUGCACGUUAUCAAGUUGAGUGCAGUUCUACAGCUGUAUUUAUGACAAUAGUACCAAAUGCUUCUCAUCUUAUAUAACUUGAGCUUUAAAAAUCAUUGCAUUUUUAAAAGUGAACUUGUGCUGUAUUUAAAAAAAUCCUAAUCAGCCACAAGGCUCCAGAUCCAGAUUUUUUGCAAAUACACAAACAGUACUAUUUGCAUUUCCUCCCCACCUCACCCCCACAAUAUAUUAUUGAAUGGUUUGUAGGUGAAAUCUUUUAGUUACAUUUUUUUUUUUACACUACUACAAUAUUGUAAAAUAGACCAGUUUGGUACUAAUUGCUGCCAUUUUAUAUAUACACACGCACAGACAUAUAUAUAUAACACUAAAAAUGUGAUUAUGAAAGUGUUUCCCCCCCUAGGAAGUACACUUUAUAUGUAGCUGCUUAAUAUUCACUACAAUUCUGCAACAGAACAUGGUUUUCUUGCAGCUUUUAGUCUGCACAAAGCGGACACUCAACAGAACACCUUCCCCUCCCCCUCCAAAAUUCAGGAUAAAAAUACGGCACAAGUUUGACACUUCUGAAUGCAGUAAAAAUUAAUUUUGUAAAGCCUCAUUAUCUUCUCUUUUAUUUUUAGUAAUUAUUUUGUCGUUGAAGUUUUAAAGAAGCUAGAAACAGGAGUCUCACGUUAUCAUGUAGGUGAUAAGCCAGCAUCCAUUUGUCAGCCUGGCAAAGUUGCUGAGGAUUCUUAACCGAAUGGCUUUUUUUAUUCUUGACUUAAUGGGACACAAGGCACUAUACAUGUUGUACUCCAUACCUAUAAUAUUCAUAUAUAGGGUUGCUUUAUUAAAAACAGCUUGAUAUGUGGGACUGAGAAUGCAUCAAGGACUUCAAUCUCCACUUCCCCUGAAAUGCAAAUGACGUCCUGAGAUCCUUAAGUAUUUUUAACUGAUAUUAUUUAUAAUUAUGAAUUUUAAGCUUUUUUAUAUUGAAAAAAAAUCAUCUUUUUAUAGAAGGCAUUAUAAUUUGUGCAAGCCUCUUAAUACACAAUAGGCAGGGCAAGCAAGAGGCAUAGCACUUUGCUGUGCAUUAGUUUUAAGAGUAAGAAACCAUUGCUGUAGCGUACUAACCUUUGCCAACUCAUGCUGGCUGAGGCCAAUGGGAAUCCUAGUCUAAAACAUCUGGCGGGCACCGGCUUGGCAAAGGGAUGCUAUAGCACAAUGUUGGACAGUGGAUGGGUCCCCUCUGCCCACCCCUCUCUUUGGACUAGUUGAAGAAAAAAGGCAGGUGAAAUGGGUGGGGAGGUUGGAGUCGUCAGAAUUUGGGCUUGGAAGGAGAAUGGCUGUAACGGGAAAUAGGAGUGCUGGAGUGUUUAGAAGUGCAGGUCGGGGAAACUGACUAUAUGUGGAACCACCACUGAUCAAAUCAAUACCUGUGAAUACUACCUUAUGGGAGAAUUGUUGCUUGAAGGUAGCUGAUCUGACAGCACCAGGCUUGUUAGGUUUAUUAUUACUAUUAUUAUUAUAAAUAUUUUAAGAUGUGGAUGAUGAAAGGUAAAAAGUUCCUUAUUUGACUCAUAGAGCCAGGGUGGGUGAGAAGACAGGUAGAAAGACAGGCAUUUGUGAGUUUCGUUCCUUUUAGCAGAUCGUUGUACCCACAGAGUAUAUUUUCAGUUAAUGGGCAUUCCCUGUGCCCUUCUCUUAAAGGGCUUUCCUCUCCUUGGCUGGCUAACCAUAUAUAGUUGGUUAGUAACAAAAUAGAAAGCACAUCUUCAAACACUGACCCUGGGUUUUCCUAUUAUUUAUAGAUAUCGGCCAUAAAAUGCAAAUCAGGAGGUCCUAAGGUGUUUAUUCUCUUAGUAUUGGCGGGGGGGGGGAGGCUGAAAAUGCUCAGAAAGCAGACAAUAUCCAGGACCAGCUCCAAAACUAAUGUAAAUCAUUGUUCUCCAGUUAGGGGCUUUGUGCUCGCUUACAACAUGUGAAAACAACCCCAUGGUUCCCUGUUGCAUCCAAGAUAAGAUCUGGCCAUACUUGGAUCAUAUCUGAGAUUUGCGGCUUGAAUGAAGAGGGGCUGGCUUAUCUGUGGGGGUGGGGAUCUGACCACAUAAGUUUAGACUUGAAAGACCAGCUCCAAAUUUUCAUUGGCCAUAGGAAAAGGGGAAAGGACUUCACGUGCCGGUUUGUACAUCCAAAAUACCCACCGACGAUUUGUUUCAGGGAGUACAAGCUAUGGAAACCCCCUUCGCUCAUUUCCCAGAAAGUGUUCACAUCUGUAUAAAGCGGGGGUCAGGUUAGAGAAGGAACUUGGUGGCAGAGGAGGUCCUCAAGAAAUUCCGGGUCAGAGGUUGCAACAACAAGGAUAAUUAAUGUAUUGCUUUGUGCCAUGGAUACCCUCCCAAAGAUUAUAAGGGGGGCAAAAUUCAGGACAAGUGGUGCCAUUUCUAGAAUAAACCUCAUUUAGAAGCAACAUAUCCUGUGUGUGAACCACAUGGUAUGCACCAAGGUCUUUCCCAUUCAUUUCUGUGGAAGGGACAUCUCCAUCCCUGCAUCCCUUUAACCCAGCAGAGCGAACUCCUCCAUAGAAGUCGAUGGGGAUGUUCAUUUUAUUAUUGGAGCACCUCCAGAUCUUUGGACGGGGGGCUGUGAACAUGGGAAAACCUGGGAGAAAGGAAUUAUGCUGUUCUUUGCUCCACUUCCCUCUUGUCUGAAGCAGCUGAAAGUGAAGAGGGGCACAUUUUGAUUAGGAAAGUAUGCUUGGUUUAAGUUUGCAGUUCUAAGCACAUUUACCUGGAAGCAAGUCCUGUGGAGCUCAGUGGGGCUUAUUUACUUUCCAGUAGACAUGCUUAGGAUUGUAGAAUAAGGAGUAUCUCCACUGGAGAGUUUAGAGCAACCUUCUCCAUCCUCGGGGCUGUCAGAUGUUUGCUCCAGGCUGGCUGAGGCUGAUGGGAGCUGGAGUCCUGCAAUGUCUGGAGGGCACCAGUGGGUGGGGGAGUCUCAUUUAGAGCUAUACUGUGAGAGCUGAGAAUCAGGCCUGAGAGGGGGACCUUCUGGGCUUCUACAAUCUCUGGUUCCCUGUGACUGUGAUUUAAAAGGCAGUGUGUGUUAUGCUAUGGUGAAAGCUGCAGCUAAAACAUUAACUACUAUUGUAAAACAACUGCCAGAAACUUGUUUUUUUGAAAAAAAAUUAAGUAAUGAACCAAACGAUAGUGAAGAUUUUGAGGGGGGUGUUGUUCUAAUAUUCAGAGAAGUGUGUGUGUGUGUGUGUUUUAGGGAUGGGGGAGAGAACAGGGGCUUUCAUUGAAGCCCUCUUUUCAAAUACUUUUUUUUUUUUUACUUUAAAAAAGGCUUAGUUGUUUCUAAUGGAAUUAUUGUUAAUUAUUUGACAAAACGUUGACAUGUGACUUUUGGCUUGUGAAACCCAAUUUUAAUUUUUUUUACGCUACACUACUUGUAUCGACAAUGAACGGAUAUGCGAGUGGCACCGAGUCGAUCCGAAAGGUCGAGUGACUUCAUAUGUAAAUGCUGAUUUAUAUGCAGAUUGUGAGGUUCUGAUUAUAAUUUGUCACCCAGUUGUGCUAUUAAAAGCAGUGGUUUUCAAACGGCGCUAAAGGGAAGCCUGGGGUACCUUUCAGGAGCUCCUCAAUGAGACCAUAAGUAAUGGUGGAUGAUCCAGCAUGAAAGAGAGAAGGCCUGCCACCUUGCGUGUAGAGCCAACGCAGCGUAGAGGUUAGAGCGUUGGACUAGGACUCGGGAGACCAAGGUUCAAACCCCCACUCAGCCAUAAGAACUUAAGAAUUGUCCUACUGGAUCAGUCCAGUUGACCACGUUGUCCAGAAAGCUGUUUUCACAGUGGCCAACCAGAUGUCCACGGGAAAGCAAAAUCUUGAGUGCAACAGUACUCUCCCCUCCAGCGAUUUCCAACAACUGGUAUUUGGAGGCAGAACAUCGGGGUUCUGAUAGUUUUAUCCAUGAAUUUGCCUAAAUUUUUAAAGCCAUCCAAGUUGAUGGACAUCACUGCCUCAUGUGGGAGCGGAUUUCAUAGUUUUAACUUUCUCUUAUCUUUCAACAUUCAUCUUCGUUGUAUGUCUACAAGUUCUAGUGUUAGGGAGACAGGGAGAAACACUUUAUCUACUUUCUCCAUGCUGUGCACUUCUAUCGUGUCGCCUCUUACUUGCAAACUAAAAAGUCUCUAAUGCUGUAACCUUCCCUGGUGGGCUGUUGCUCCAUCAUCUUGAUCGUACUGGCUGCCCUUUUCUGAACUUUUUCCAAGUCUUUCGAACUUUCCCCAACCUUUUUGAGGUAGCAGCAUUAUUAUAAUGGCAGGUUUCAUUUCAUUUCAUAUUGACCUAUUGGCAUGGAAUUUUCUUUCUUCACAGCUGCCACACACUGGGUCAACAUUUUCAUGGAGCUAUGCACUAUGAAUCCAUAGUCCUGUUCCAGUUCAGACCCUAUGAGGACAUGCGUGAAAUUAAUACGUUUUUGUGCCUUUCCACUUGUCUACAUUGAAUUGCAUUUGGCAUCUUACCACGGAGUGUGGAGUGGUCCUUUUGGAGUUCUUCACAACCCCCCCCUUUUUGUUUGUUUGUUUUAACCACCAUGAACACUUAAAUAUCAUCAGCAAACUAGGCCAUCUCACUUGCUCACUCCUAACUCUAAAUUGUAUAUGAUCUUUGGAGGACCCCACUUCCUACAUCCUUCCAUAUGGAAAACUUGUCCACCUAUUCUUUCUCUCUGCUUCACAAGAACUUAAUAAUAGCUAUCCGGAUCAGGUCAGUGGCCCAUCUAGUCCAGCAUCCUGUUCUCACAGUGGCCGACCAGAUGCCUAUGAGAAACCAGGGAGUAGAACGAGAGCCUUCUCCUUUCCUGUGGUUUCCGACAACUGGUAUUCAGAAGCACUGCAGCCUCUGACUGUGCAGAUAGAAAACCCAGACAUCAUGGCUAGUAGCUUCCUGUUACUUAACCAAUUCCUGAUCCACAAGGGGAUUUUGCCUCUUAUUCCUUGACUGCUAAGCUUGCUCAGGAGUCUUUGGUGAGCUGUGAAGCACCAGGGGUGGCCUUGGGCCAGCCUAACCUACAUCUCAGGGUCAUUAUGAGGGAAGCUUCUUGAAAGACAACUGGGAUGGAAGGGUAGUCAAAAAUUGAAUCCUCCGUUUCCCUCCCCCUGUAACAGAGGAGUAUUGGAUGAGUUCUAGGGUUUGUUCUCAGGUCAUGUUAAGUGGCAAUGAGGUCCAACAGGCCUAGUCUGUGCCCCAUGUUCACGGAGUUUACACCCUAGAAUGUUUCCCCAAAAUCCUCUGCAGCAACUAGGGGUUAUGUAGCAGGUUUGCCAGAGUCCCUCAGCCAACGUAAAAAGGAUUCCCUAAAGGCAGAAGUUUGAAAACCGCUGUACUAGAAGGUAACUAUUGGGAAAGAAGGCUUCAUGAAAACAAAUGCGGUUUUUUGUGUUGUUUUUUUUAAAGAGUUGGGUGGGAGGGACUAAGUCUCUGUUUUCAGUAAGGGAAAUGGGUGAUGAAACACAUGUUUCGGUUUUCUUAAUACACUACAUCCAUGUUAUGUGCUAAUACUUUAAUACUUUUUUAUUUUAUUUACAUCAGUUUGUUAUGCUAUAUGCCAUCUUGUGUGAGCAUUUGUUUUUCAAUGUAGAAUGAUUUGCAUACAUAGCGUAUGCUUCAAAAUUCAAUCAGAUCAAACGGUUGUAUCCAGAGUUUGGUUCUGGUUUUUCUUUUUUUAAAAAAAAAAUAUUUCUUUUAAUAUUGUACAAGAAAAAAAAUAAAAUAAAAUAGAAAUGGAUUUAAAAUUCCAAUCUAUGUACUUGUUAAUGUAAUGGCGUCCAGUCACUCUUGGGGAUGGGGGUAGAACUUCAUAGGAAACUCCCUUCUAUCAAAUCAGACCAUUGGCUCAUUUAUCUUGGUAUUGCCCUACCCUGACCGGCAGCUGCUGCUGUCUAUUGCUACAGGCAGGUUUAUUUCUUAACUACCUAGCGAUGCCUACCAGAGAUGUCCGGCACGCAGAGCCAAUGAGGUCCAGUCCUUCCUUUCUCUAAUUGAGCUUGUAUAUUGUGACUAGAAAGAAGACGAAGAUAAUGGUUCUUUCAUUUGGCAUGAAGCUAGGUCUGCUACCUCUGUUUUAGCAACGAGAGCAUGACGAUUAAAACAAUUGUCUGAAGUUUCUCCUGGCAGAGGGGGAAAGCAUCUCAUUAAUUUGUACGUGACGGGUUGCUAUUAUAAAGGCACAGAAAAUGGGACUGGGAGAGGAGAGUUGGCAACCUAAUAUGUACUUAAAGAACUUGUUCAUACUAUUUUCUGUUUCCCUAAUGCAUCAAGACAUGCCUGGAAAUGGCUUUGUUCAAGCUGGAACGACUUCCGUGUGUUCUCAACAAGGUAUAUUCCUAGCGGUAGAACACUCAGGAAAGCGAAAAGCACCAGAAGAUGCUGCCAAGCUAAAAUUGACUUCAUUUUUAUUUAUCACAAGAGGGCAGUACAUUUCUUCCUUCCCAGCUGUAUUGCAAUUAAAUGUUCGAAAUGUG
Podarcis muralis (Common wall lizard) is the source of this 9274-nucleotide messenger RNA. RefSeq names its product WW domain containing transcription regulator 1 (gene WWTR1). Lineage: Eukaryota; Metazoa; Chordata; Lepidosauria; Squamata; Lacertidae. Gene Ontology annotation, molecular function: transcription coactivator activity; protein binding. The record is from RefSeq and is a predicted model, not a curated record. Gene Ontology annotation, biological process: hippo signaling; positive regulation of transcription by RNA polymerase II. Gene Ontology annotation, cellular component: nucleus; cytoplasm.